AUGUACACAUACUGCUGCCUGGCGCCUGGGCAGGACGUCUGGCCUCUGCUGCAGCACCUCACCUACACCUACCUGCCCGCCCCUCCGCUGCUGCCCCCCAUUCAGGCCCACAACUUCUGCAGCCGGCCCCCGAGCCUGAGCGCGGGCGAGUGGGCGGCUCCGCGGGAAUACCACUGCUUCCACGCCACGGGCGCGACGCUAAUGGUCACGCCGCCCUUGUGGGCCUUCCCGCAGGCCUACGCCGCGGCCCUGCAACCGCCGUUCCCAGCGCCCAGCUACCCAGGGCCAUCACUGCAGGAGCCCGCAGCUGCGGGGCUAGCGGCGGUCGAGAACGGGACUCAGUGGCCGGAAGGCGGCAGCCUACAAGCUGAGCUGCGAUGGGGCCUCGUGGAGCGUGCGCUCGGGCCGCGCCUCGAGCUGCCGGACUUCGUGCGCCGGGAGCUGCGGCGAGCGUACGGCACGUACCCACGCACCGACGUGCGCGUCACCUAUCGCGGCGGCGAGUUCCUGCUGCAGGGCGCGCCGCGCGUGCGCGAGCCCGAGUACCGUACGGAGAGGCGAGUGCUGCGCCGGCCAGCCAGCAGCUGCAGCGGCGACAGCAGCCCCGCGGGGGAAGCGGCGGAGCGCGGCCGCCGGAAGAAGAGGAGAGACUUGAGCUGAGGGCGCCGCGAGGCCCGGCGGCCGGCCAGGGUCCAGACCCUUGAAGUCUCUCAACUUACCCCAUCUCAGGACUUCCCUGGUGGCACAGUGGUUAAGAAUCCGCCUGCCAAUGUAGGGGACAUGGGUUUGAGCCCUAGUCCGGGAAGAUCCCACAUGCUGCGGAGCAACUAAGCCCAUGCGCCACAACUACUGAGCCUGCGCUCUAGAGCCCGCGAGCCACAACUACUGAGCCUGUGCACCACAACUACUGAGCCUGCGAGCCACAACUACUGAAGCCCGCGUGCUCUAGGGCCCACGUGCCGCAACUACUGAGCCCGCGUGCCUAGAGCCCGUGCUCUGCAACAAGAGAAGCAACUGCAGUGAGAAGCCCGUGCACCGCAACGCGAAGAGUAGCCCCCGCUCGCUGCAACUAGAGAAAGAUUGCACGCAGCAAUGAAGACCCAACACAGCCAAAAUUAAUUAAUUAAUUUUAAAAAAAGAACUAAGUACACAUCCCCAAAAAUUCCAUUCACAGGAAUUUAAAAACAAAAAAAACACUUCCCCCAUCUCUCAGAAUCCGCAUUGCUCACAUUCUUCCCCCAAGUCUUCCACAUAUGCCCUGGAAAUGCCCAGAGACUGCACACAAUAUACCCUUCUCCCCCAGCUCCAGUGAGGGAGGAGGCCCCCAAUUACAGGCUUUUUGAAGAAAGUACUGCCACUCAGCUCAGUCCAACAUGCCAAUCCUUCCAAACCCCAGUGCUUGCUCCAGCCCUAAGGAUGUAAGGAAGCCCUGCAGGGAACCUAGAUGCUUCUUUGUUUGAUCUUUUCUUUGAACUUAACCCUUAGAAGCUUAGAACUCAUAAAGCAUCUGGGCUGCCAGGGACUUUACUGUUCACCUGGCCCAACCUCCUCAGUUAACCUUACACUGGGAAACCAAGGCCAGAGAGGAGUGACUCACCCAAUGUCACACAGUAGGUGGGAAUCCAGAGCUUCUAGAUCCCAGCAGGGCUUGGGCUACCAAACUCAUCUUGAUGGCCUUCUCCUCCUGGCCUUGCCCCAGCUUUACCCAACCCUGGCAUCUGGUCUAGAACCCUUUGCUCAAUAAACCCUGACUGACCAAUUUUAAACCCUAUCCUACCUCCCAACUGGGUAGCUCACAUCCUACUGAAGGGAGGAUAAUAAGAAUCAUAACAGGGAGUUCCCUGGUGCCCCAGUGGUUAGGAUUUGGUGCUUUCACAGUGGAGGCCCAGGUUCGAUCCCUGGCCAGGGAACCAUCCCGUAUGCCAUGUGACAUGGCACAGCCAAAAUA
This is a messenger RNA of Eubalaena glacialis (North Atlantic right whale), 1948 nucleotides long. RefSeq names its product chromosome 1 C10orf95 homolog (gene C1H10orf95). The coding region runs from base 1 to 660 and encodes 219 amino acids. The transcript has 2 exons. NCBI's taxonomy places the organism in Eukaryota, Metazoa, Chordata, Mammalia, Artiodactyla, Balaenidae. The record is from RefSeq and is a predicted model, not a curated record.